GUGUAGACUGGCAGGUGAGAAACUCUGUUAUUGUUUAACCGACUGCUUUGCGGGAGAGAGACUGUGAGACCUUUCAAUUGCUCUUCUUUUGCAGUCAAAAUCAGAUUUUCAGGGUCUCCAAUUCCGAGUCCGCUGAUCUGUGAUGAGUUCUAUCUACUUUAAACCACUCAGAAUCGUUGGGUUUUAGAUGAAAAUCAUUCGAUGACCAAUGGCACCAUCUUUGUCAGCGAACGGAGAAACAGCCGUUUCGCUCUUGUAUACAGAUAAUUUUAUAGGAUUUCUUCUUGCUGUAGCCUCUAGUGCCUUCAUUGGAUCCAGCUUCAUUAUAAAGAAAAAGGGUCUGAAGCGGGCGGGGGCGUCGGGUCCUCGUGCUAGUGUUGGAGGGUACGGGUAUCUGUUAGAGCCGCUUUGGUGGGUUGGCAUGCUUACUAUGAUUGUUGGGGAGAUCGCGAAUUUUGUUGCUUACAUUUUUGCUCCUGCUGUUCUUGUUACACCACUGGGGGCAUUGAGUAUAAUUGUUAGUGCGGUUCUAGCACAUUUUCUGUUGGAUGAGAAAUUACAGAAAAUGGGAGUACUGGGGUGUAUUCUAUGCAUGGUGGGGUCUACAGUGAUCGUACUUCAUGCUCCUGAAGAAAGUACUCCAAAUUCGGUAUUAGAAAUUUGGGGUUUAGCAACCCAACCAGCAUUUCUUUUGUAUACAGCAUCGGCUAUAGCUGUGGUUCUGGUACUGAUGUUGCAUUUUGUGCCGCGAUAUGGGCAAACAAACAUUCUAGUGUACAUAGGCAUAUGUUCUAUAAUAGGAUCUUUGACGGUUAUGAGUAUAAAAGCGAUAGGUAUUGCAAUAAAACUCACAAUUGAGGGUACAAACCAGGCAGGGUAUUUCCAGACAUGGGUAUUCGCAAUGGUUGCAGUGACAUGCAUCAUCACUCAGUUAAAUUACCUGAACAUGUGAUUACAUCCUAUCUGACUAAGAGGAGGUGGUUCUGGUCUCAAUCCUUUUUUUCUGGGAGAAUGUCAUCAUGUUAAGAUAGCAAGGGAAUCCUGUCAGUCUGGGCUCUUAUGCAUCUCAGAUAUAUCCAUGGAUUGAUCAUCUUCUCAAAUUCCUUUCUAGCUGUGAGGUGACUAUGUGUUUAUCAUUGAGAUAUUGAAGGAUUUUGGAAUGACGUCCAACUGGUAAUCAGAGUGUGGCACAGUGAUUACAUCCUUCUUCGUCAAGAGCAGGCAAUUGCACUGUUAGUCCUUCUGGAGGAUAUCAAGUUAAGAUGAUGACCCCAAGCAUAUCUCACCAGUUUGGGCUUUUAUGCAUUUCAGAUACAUUCGUGGAUCAUCACCUUCACAUAUUUCAGCAAAGUGACUCGGCUUAUGUUGAGAUUUUGUCAUUGAUCUAGAGUUUGAGGCUUUUAGCAUCUAUGAGUUAUGAGCAUGCCAUUAUAAGGGGGGAUACAUAUAUAUGUAUAUUUUUUUUGAUAGGUACAUUAUGAUGGAGAAUCACAAGUUAUAAUAUGGUUCAUGUAAGGGAAAAGGGAGAUGCUCUUUUUUUCUCUUUUCUUUUUUGUAUUUUUUUUUUGGGCAGGGGGAAGGGGGUAACGUUUAGAAAAGCAAAAGUUGAGCACUUAAUUCCUGUUGGCUCCACCCAUGUGUUCAUGACUGAUGUGUUUUUCAGGACCUGGAGACGAAGAAGGUGAUUGGGACUGGCCGUGAGACGAAUGGGAUCUAUCUGCUCGGGGAGAGUUCUCGUCGGGAAGAGUCAGUGGAUAAGAAGUUACUUGUUUCUCAGGUUGUGAGUCCGGUUAUGCUUU
Nelumbo nucifera (sacred lotus) is the source of this 1799-nucleotide messenger RNA. NCBI's taxonomy places the organism in Eukaryota, Viridiplantae, Streptophyta, Magnoliopsida, Proteales, Nelumbonaceae. The record is from RefSeq and is a predicted model, not a curated record.